GGGAACUCUUUAAAAGAGAAUAACAGAGUUGGACAGUUUUACAUAAAUUGAACAGGAAAUGAUGUCAUUCUGUAGAAUAAUCUAUGGAAGCGAUCAUCUGCGCUGCAUGGUGGUGGGGUGGUGUGCAUGAAGGUGUGCAGACGUAAGAUCUUCACUUUUACUGUUGGGUUGCCAUGGUUUCCGGUGCGAUUAGCUCCUCACAGCUCGUGCUGUCAGGAUUUCUGCCUGUAAUCUGCUUUUCUGGAGACGGCGUUGCUGCGGGUUCAAAACCAGCCAAAGAAACUACAAGUUGUGCAACGCAAAAAUGAAUAUGAAGCCCUGAUGAGACGAGUUUUCUUCCCCACUGUCCUCACAGAGUGCAUGUGGAGUUAAUAUGGUUCGGGUCAGAGGUUGUCCUGCUGCUAUCCUCCCGGUUUGGUGCUGGCCGAUAUCACACAGGGUCGUUAAGAAGGCUUUUCUUUCUAUCAUUAGCCUCGCCCCUCCUCUCUCCUCAUUUGUCCUCGCUCCAUCCUCCCCGCCCCUCUUCGCGCCUGAUCGCCUACUGCCAUUUUACCCCACGGUCCCUGGCUGUGCUGGUCCCCCAUCCGCCUCUGCUCUCCCACCAGCUGCUGGUCUGACCCCAACAGUCAGACCAUCAGCGGAAAAAAAAACCAAACCCGCUUUCCUCUCAGGGCUUCUUCCACAUCUCGUUGGAUCAUGUUUCCUAAAAAGGUGCCUGUGAGAUCAGAGCAUGCAUUCGGCCCAAACCAUCUUGUGGGACUCCAAGCAUCCACCUAAACAUGCACCUCUCCCUACGACCUAUUCCCACCACUCCCAUGUGAUCGCAGCGCCACCGGCCAAACGGAUCACCUUCUACAAAAGUGGGGACAGCCAGUUCGGGGGCGUCAGGAUGGCCAUCCACAAGCGCAGCUUCAAAUGUUUUGACGCCUUGCUGGAUGACCUUUCCCAAAAGGUGCCCCUCCCUUUUGGAGUGCGGGUCGUGACCACCCCCAGAGGGACCCACACCAUCAAACACCUGGAGCAGCUCCAGGACGGCGGCUGCUACCUCUGCUCUGACCGGCGGCACGUUAAGCCAAUCAAUAUGGAGCUGGUCGGCAAACACCAGGGCGCUUGGCAUCAUCACAACCGGCGGCCCCAGCGGCCCGAAGCCUUACCCGCGACUCCGCCCGGUCACAUGCGCAUACCAUACAGGCCGCGACGGAUCCUGCUUGUGAAAAACAGUGAGCCCGGGUUGAGGAGAAGCAUUGUGCUGAAUAGGAGGUCCAUCAGAAGCCUGAAAGCGUUUUUAGAUGAGGCGUCAGAGGUGAUGGCGUUUCAUGUCCGUAAGCUGUACACAGCAGAGGGGCGCAGGAUCGACAGCGUGCAGAGCCUGAUGACUUGCCCCGGUGUGCUGGUGUGUGUCGGCCGGGAAGCUUUCAGUCCAAUGCUCAUCAAUUACAUCCGGAAAACGUCAGACGAAAAGCUGCCCGGUCUCACCAGCAAGUCUCCAGGUCUCGGUCCUCGAACUCCUGGCAAUGGGGCUCGGUCUCCCGCUACCCAAGGAGUAAGGUCUCCUCCGCACGGAGCUCAGUCUAGAGCCAGCGAGUAUGACGAAGGCAAUGAGAGCAAGAAAAAUGUUAACUUUGGUCUGGAAACCAAGAAGAGCAUUAUCCACCCUCGCUCUGACUCUUCCAAUCGCUCAACCCGUUUCUCUAUGUCCUCUGAAAAGUCGUUCGGGAUCUACUCCCAGGGAAAACCAGCCAUCAUGAACGAUGACAUUGAGAAGCGCGUUCUCGUCAACAAAGAUGGGACUCUCUCGCUGGAGAUGAGGGUGCGGUUUCACCUCCAAAAUGAUGAAACCAUCCAGUGGUCCACACAAAUUAAAAAGUCCCCAUCACUGACCACAGAAAGCUGCCCUCUUAGCCAAGCCCAGCAACAUUACCUGCAACAGGGUCAAUCAGAAAGCUGUUCUGACCCGGAUUCUGGGUCUUGUGAGGGUGUGGACAUCUCCAGCCAAUCUCUUCAGUGUGCUUUGGGAAACCACUGCCCCUGUUGUUACCACAAAGAGGAACAAAAGUUCGAUAUGUGGGAAAACCCAGCUCAUAGCCUCAAACAUGCUCCCAUUCCUCCUCCACGUGCAUCCAACCCCCCUACAAUGAGACGCACAUGCUCCUCCAGCUCCUCCUCCUCAUGCAGCUCCAGGAGGGUGAUUCGCUGCAGAGCGCACCAUUCCAAGCCUCCAGACGGCUCAGGGUCAGAGCAGAGCCAACUGGUCCAGCAAGAGAUGUGCAUGACCGAGGAAGUUGAACACAGAGUGGAGCUGGCACCAGAUGGAGACACUCAGGUCGAAGUCUGUAAGGUAAGCAGGUGUUGCAGUCGGACUGAACUGGUUGCUAUGGACACCAGCCUACGACCGCUCAGUGGGAAGUCUGUCGAGGGUGAUCUUAUGACAGGAGAGGAUGACAAUCGCUCAUUGUCAGCAGUUAGUAGCUCCUCUCGUAUUCUUCAGUCACUGAAAGAGGAUCAAGAUGAUGAAGAUGAAGACCUUCCACCCAGCGCCUCCCAGUGCUGCCAUAGAGAGGAACCAUCUCCAUCCCCAACACCUCAACAGAAUGAAAACACAAGCGUUGUCUCAGCCAAAAUGGGCAAUUCUACGAAAAGCAGAAGCCAUAUUGAAAAUGGGGAUAAAAGAAGUGGGGCAGGGUCAGCAGCUUCUUCCUGUCACUGUGGAGCAGCUUCUCCACUUUCCAAAGUUGGAGCAGAUGAGGUAGAACGAAGCUCCACUUCUAAUAGAAGCCAGUCUAGAACUCCAAAGCUUGAGGAGGUGGCAGCUGUGAAGGAGGAAGAGGUAAUGAGGCCUGGUAGUGGACGAUCUAGUAACAAAAGACUCUCAGCAAGUUCCCACAAGUCAUCAGAAGCCAGCGUUUGCCCACAUUGUGGUGGCUGCAAACGUGGGGUUGGUUAUAAUUCCAACAACAGAGCAUCAAAGAUGUCUGAUAGAACUUGUUCUCCACCUGAAUCCCCUUCUCCUGAUAAAGAGAGCGAAAAUGAUGGCCAUGACAGAGAGGAAGGGUCUCUCAGUCCCUCUUCAGCCAAAAGCAACAAGUCCCACAGGUCUGACUGCCAUAACAUCUCUAGUGCUGCAUCCGGCAAAGCAGAAGAAAGAAGUCCCAGGGCAUUAUCAUCUCAAUCCAACCUGUCUAGAAAGUCCCACAAGUCCAAAUGCUCCUCUGAAGCUGCCAUUGUCCUCCCUAGAGAUGAAGCAGAAGGAGAAAACAUCACAGAAAGACCAGUUAGCUCUGUAAGCAACAAAUCAGGAGCUUCAGUCAAGUCCCAUAAGUCUAGCUGUCUGUCAAACAAUCAACCUGCUGAAGAAGAAGCAGACAAAAGAGCUUCUAGUAGUCUUUCUGUCAAGUCGAACGGUUCCACCAUUUCUCAAAAAGCUGGUAGUGUCCUCUCACAGAAGUCCUCCAAAUCCGAUCUCUCUAAGUCUAGAACAUCCCAUAAUACUACUUUUAGUCACUGUGCAAAAGUAACAUCAUCCAGUGAGAUAAAAGGAGAAAAACCUAUGGAAGACGUAACUGACAAGAAGGAAGAAAAAGAGGUACAAGAAAGGACGGCAAGUGUGAUGUCAUGGAAGUCAAAUUUAUCUGACCGUUCUCAUGGAUCCUCUAAAUAUUCAGUACCUGCCCAAUCAAAAAUAGACAAAGAUGUAGAACAAAGGGCAACAAGUCAAAUGUCUGGUAAAUUGUCCAUCAAAUCUACAAAGUCAUCCAAGUGUACUGACAUCGAAAAAAUGUCAUCUCCAACAUUAAACAUAGGAAAGGAGCCUGAAGAAAGCCAAGCUUUAGAAGCAGAAGCACAGCAGAGGCCUGAAAGUGGGAUGUCAGACAAAUCUGGCAGUUCGCUAUCAUGUAAAUCAGCUUCUUCAGCAAAGACUCACCAUUCAAAGGCAGAAGUGGAUAGAUCACACAGUGCUACUUCAGUGAGAUCACACACCUCCACCAAGUCUAGGAGGUCUAACCACAGCGCAACAGAUCUCAAUGAUGCUGAGGUUCCAUCAGUCGAGAUAAAUCCAGAGGAGAAGGAAAUGGAAGAGCAUUUAGAAAGCCAAAGUCUCAAGUCUGGAAUUUCCAACAAAAAUCUUUCAAGUUCAAAUAUUGUCACUAUUAAAACACCAGAAGAAGUUGAUUUUGAGGAGAACAUCUCAAAAGAGAGGCCAGCAAGUAACUUGUCAGGAAAAUCAAGUGUUUCGUCUGCUUUCUCGCAUAAGUCCAAUCAUAAAAGACCUGCUGAGAUUUCUGUUGUUGAAACGCCAGAUGCAGGAGAACACGUGGACAAUAGUGCACCAAAAAGUAAUUCAUCUCAUGGCCAAACCCUCUCACCGAGAAGAAGAACAGCCUCACGAAGUUAUUCACCCAAAGAUCAAGAUUUAUCCUCGAGAAGGUCUUGGUCCCCGGCACAACAGUCGCUGCCAAACCCCAAUGCUGGGGAGACAAGAGGGACCAGUGCCUUGUCAGUUCACUCCAUAAGUUCCACUAAGUCUGGGAGAUCCAAAUGUUGCUGUUCAGCAGCCUCAAAGCAAGAAAAGACAGAAAAGGAAGAUGGGGAAACAGACAAUGGGAUAAGUGAGGUCUUUGAGCAAGCAGUCAGCACUGUCUCAACCUCACCAAAGAGACUAAGAAAAGGAUCGGGAAGUACAGCACAACCCUUGAGUCGUACCUCAUCUGGAUCUGUCUCUCUUGGGCUACCAGAGGACCAUGAUACAGCAGAUUCCGACAGUGGCAAGUCCAAUGCAUCCUUUCAUAGCAACAAUGACAGCAAGGUCAAAAGCAGAAGUAGAACAGUCCCUAAAAACUCUGAAGGUGUUGGAAGAGCUGGCUCCACAGUGUCCCAAAAGUCUAAUGGUAAUAACAGAAUUUCAAAUUCCUCCCACAAUCCCUCGGGAGUUGAUAUUCCAACUAUUGAAGUCCCCAGAGAAGGUGGGUAUGGUGAGGAACAAGAAGCAGAAAGACCAAGCAGUAAGGUUACGAUAAAAAGCAACCAAUCUAAGAAGUCCUGCUGUAGCUGUGAUGCCAAAGCAGCAGAUCGGACACCUGAGACAGAGAGUGUAAAGUCUAUAUCAACCACAAGCAAAAAGGAUACAAAGACCUCAGCUUCAAUAUCUGGAAGUGCUAAAGUUCGGAAUAAAUCUCCUGCAAGUGCCAGUGAAAAACAGGACCAGGACAGUAGACCAAACAGUGAGGCCAGAUCGUCUACUGUAAACUCUCAAAGUUCAUGUAGUCGCAGACCUCAAACAGCAGCAUCUAUGCAGUCGGAGUCCAAAGAUGCUCCAAAGCAGAGUAAAGAAAAAAAGGAUGGAGUUAAAUCAGACGAUUUGAUAACUAUCAAGAGUCACAACACAAAAAGUGAGGAUGGUAGCAUCAAUAAAUCCUCAUCACAUGGGAAAGACAUUCACGGAAAAUCAUCAAGUCCUUGUCCUCUACAUAACUCUAGACCAGGCAGCAAAGUAGAUGCAGGCAGUGAAAGCACCCUGUCUAAAUCUUUGUCUGCUGCUGACCUGCUGAAGGAAAGCAUGGCCACUGCGCGUCAACACAGGCAACCAUCAGAAUCCAGCAGAAGCAAACCAAGGAGUGAGACAAGCGAGAGGUGCCCAAGUAGAAGGGAUUCAAAGGAUCCAGACGGUAUGCUAGAACUGACUCCAGCCUGUCUCCCCAAUGCCUCCCCCAAUGAGGUUGUUUCCGACUGGCUACGCAGUAUCCCUGUUGAUAGCAGCAUGCUUGCAUUAAGCAGCGAGUUACACUAUGAAGAGGAAGAUCAGACACUACAGAAGAUAGAAGAGACACUUGGAGAAGAGACAGUAAAAGAGGAGGUCAGCCCUGAGGAUGAAAGAGAAAACGGGGACAACGGUGUUGAAGAGGAACACGACAAAGAUGGAGAAUGUCAAGCAGCAGAAGGGGAGAAGGGUCCAGGUCCACCUUCAGGUGACUCAAAGAGGGCUUCUUUGUCCAAGAACUGGCAGUCUUCUGCGGCAGUGAUGAAAGUGCUGUUAGGCUCCUCUCUGGGUCGCUGUCGGAGUCUACCUGAGGUGUCUCCAGUUUAUGGUCGUAGACUGAGUUUUUCAGCCAGAGGGCUUUUGGACUGUCUGGCCCAGCUCCAACUCCUUGAGCCAGCCGUGAACAGCAGCAAUCAGAAGGAGCGCAAGCAGCAGUACGAUGAGAUCAUGUCCAUCCUCCAGUCACUCUGGCUCACUGAGCCCAUGGAUGGUGGGGAAAAAAAGGCAAAGGGCGCACCCCCCGAACAGGUGACCCCACCAAGGUCUUCAUCUGGGGUGGGAAUGAGCAGCGGCUCCGGUGGGUCAGCAAAGGACAAUGGAAACCAGGGAGGGGAUCAAGCUGCAGCAACCCAGAUUGAGGAUGAGGCACCAGGGAAGAUCAUAGAAGAGGAAGAGGAAGAGGAAAACGUAGAGUCCAGAGACAAACCCGAAGAAACUCCUAAUAAAGACACAGCAGAAGAACCGGCAAAGAAUGAAGAGCAAAGCCCCGAUCCUGACAGUCUAGACAGCCCGAAAAGCAAUGAAAACCCAUCAUCAUCAGACAAGAACUCUACCAACGAUAGCUCCAAAUCUGCAACUGAUACAGAGAAAGAGACUCUGGAUGAUUCCCAGAGUGCCACGCGGCCACCAUUAUCCAAAAGACAGUCCCAAGACCCCGACCCGGUGUGGGUACUUAACCUUCUUUCCAAGCUGGAGAAGCAGUUCAUAAACCACUACAGUGAUGCCAUGGCAGAGUUUAAAGUCCGCUGGGACUUGGACGACAGCCUCAUUCUGGACACCAUGAUCUCCGAGCUGAGGGACGAAGUGAGCCGGCGCAUCCAGGACAGCAUCAAGCGCGAAAUAAAGAAGAUCCAAGGUCGAGCCGGAAGAGGCGGCAGGUCGCCUCGCCCACCCCAGUUGGCCAACCUAUCACGAGAGUCCACCAUGACGGAGAGGAGGCGGCGCAUGCUGAAGGUGAUGAAGAACCAGUCGGUGAAGACUGCUGACUCUGUCAGUGACGAAGAGACGGCCGGUGAGUUCAGCGAUCAGAGAAGCGAGGACGAAUACUGCCCCUGUGACGCUUGUGUCCUCAAAAAAAUGGCAACUCGGCCAUUCAAGAAGAAUCCUUUGGCGGCCGAUGCGCCUGUGAUGAUGGAGUUUGACCUGCUCAAGAUACUACAGAUGAAGAAAACCCCCCUGCCUGCACCAGUAAAAGCUCUGCAACCUGCAGAAAAGGAUGAUGAAAGUAUGGCUGCAGACCAGGAAGGGGGGAAUCUGGAGGUAGUUGAAGAGGAAGAAGAGUAUGAAACCAAAGAAGAUAUCAAAGCAAACGUUGUAUUAGAAGAGACUAUUCCAGAGGAAGAUGAAGAGGAGGCUGAAGAAGAAACUGAAAAAGAGAUGCAGCAAGAGGAAGAGACAAGUGGGCAAGAGGAGACAUCCGAACAUGCAGAAGAUGAGGAUCCAGCAGAAUGCACAUGUCAUUCUGCCGAGGAUGAAGAGGAGGCUGAAGAAGCGAGCACCUGCACCGACAAUGGUGAGGAAACAGGAGAGGGGGAUACUGGGGAAAACGAUGGCAAUACAGGAACUGGAGAAGAAGAGGAGGACGAUGACAAGGAGACGGUCAAAAAUGCAACAUCUUGCGAUGAAGAACCUGAAGAUGACAGUCCCACAAAAAAUGCAGAAAAUGAAGAAUCCACUUUGCUGGAGGAUGGAAAGGAGGAAAACGUCAGCACCUCUGCAGAAGCAGAAGAUGAAGAUGAUGGGGAGGAUGGAACUGGGGAGGCGGAGUCACCUGAAGAUGGAGGAGAUAGUGAAGAGCAAGAAGAGGUGUCUGAGGAGGAUAGAGCCUCAGUGAAGAAGUCUUGUGUGAAUCCGGCUAGCUGUGUGACCGAGGGAGAGGAGGCCGACGCCGAAGACUCGGACGACAGUAAACAGCAGAGCGACACCGGUGCAGAGGAAUCCGGACGUGACGAAGAGGACAAGGAGGAGGAUGCUAGUGAGGACCUCGUGGAGGAGUUCAAGCCAGAGGAAGAGAGCGAAGAGCAGGCCUGCGGAAAGAAAAAAAAGGAUGAAGCUCUUUUGCAUCAAAUGACCAAAACCUCUGUGGAGUCCCAGCCCGGCUCAAUGGAGGAGGUCGACAACCAUCAGGAAAUUCCCGUUGGCAACAAGAGAAAUCAUCCGCCAGCCAAAGACGGUCAGGAAUCUGAUGACUCCUAAACCACCCAACACAGGAAAACAUGUCAGGAUUUUAACAACAACAAGACUCAUUCUCUUUGGAUUUAAGACUCACCUGAACACUUGAAGCACUUUAUCCGUCCAGAUCUGGAGUGUGACGGAUUUUUCCAUCAGAUACUGUUGAAACCUGGAACUUGAAGUACCGCUUUAUUAUAUUUAGCCAAUUAUAUUUUUUGAGUAUUUUGGGUAAUUAUUCAAGAAAUAUACUGUUGUGGUAAAAUGACUGUUUUGGUGAAAUCCCAAAGAAAUCUUGGAGACAGACUUCAUUGUUUUUUUACCAACAGCUUAGGAAGGACUGAAUCCCCAGGGGGCAAAAACAGGCAGAUGGGUGAGAAGAACAAAGCUUUACUAGCUCUUCACUCUUGGAAUGGCACACAGGUGGAUGACAAGGCUGGCAGGGAUGGGACCGAAUCCUCCAGACUGAAGGGGGCAGCACUGAGCAGAUUCCCAGAAGCUCUGAGCAGGCAGGACACCACUGGGCAAACGGCAGAGGCAACGCAAUCUUUUAGGGGGCAUUGGUUCCAGGAGUAUCUGGGAAGACCCCCAGAUAGAGGGCAGACCUUUGACUAGAUAUGAGAACUGGAGGAAGCCAAAAUCCUAUAGACAUCUGGAGAGAAAUAAACAGCUGUUACUCAUCCAUAUUUGUCAAUAACCAUUUUAACAUCUUCUUGGUAAUCCUAAUUUUCUUCUGUACUGCCAUUAAAUCAAGUUAUAAACUGGCCAAUCAGAUGUCUUAAUAAAAAUAGCCGGUCCUAGGUCGAACAUUUGAAACGUUUGAUCCACAUAUUCUCUAGUUGUGGGGCCUUCCAACCAGCUCACCCCUGAUUGGAAUGACUCCGACCAAUCCCUGCUUACUGAUGUCGUCUGGCUCCAACAUGGCGGCGUCCGUAUCACGAAGAAAUGUGAAUGGACUUCAUUUGGCUGGAGCCUGAAUAAAUGAAGCCAUUUUCUAUGGGUGACAUCACACUUACUCGGUCCAGUUCUCAUAUACAGUCAAUGGGGAGAAAGAGGCGACAUUUGGGCAGAGACACAUUACCUUUUUGGCCGAACAUUAAAUAGUCCGGUGAUCAGGUGAUUGCUGGGAAAGGAAGACCACAAUUCUUAAGAGAUGGGAGUUUUUCCCCCAGAUUUUUCAAAGUAACAAUAUUUUGUGGUCAUUUGGUUGCCCUUUCACUCAUUUUCAAUCAAAUUGUUUACUUAGUUGUUCAUAAACAUCACUGAAGUCAUGGUGUUUAGUGACUUACACAAUUCACGUUUCCAUUUUCAAACGCUGCUGAGAUUGGACUAAAAAGAGUAGAAAAGGAGCCAACGCUCAAGAAAAAAAAGAAUGAAGAAAGUUUAAGACUUAUAUUUUAUGUAAACUCAGUUUCUAAAAUUGUAUUCAAUCAUAUAGCCACUAAUAUAUUUAUUAACUCAAUGACGCGUUAUCUGUUGAUUGAUUGACUUGUGUUUGUGUUGUUUCCUCUCAGGAGGUAAUGGCUGUACUCUCAGGACAGGUCAUCUCCAAGCCAUUACUUAAUUAUCUGCUUAAAUCUGUGGCGUGCUAGAAGAGCUGCCAGAAUCUCCAAAACCCUGUAUUGUAAUCUCAUUACCUAAAAGUAAUUUUGGGAACAGGCUACUCCUCCUUUCUUGUCCUUUUAUCUUCAUGCAGGGAGUUUGGCUUCAGAGUUCCCAUAAAAGUGUUGACAGAUCUUUGGUAUUUUCUGUUUAAGGAGCGUUCAAGUUUAUUGAUGCCUUAUGAGGGCGAGAGCGAAAUUGCUGCUUUAUCUUUGUUUUCCCAACAUCUUCUUUAGUGGAAGGAUUUGCUAAGAAACUGGACACAAUCGAUGACACUAGGAAAAACAUGAUAAUCAGGUUUCCUGUAACGGAAUUUUCUUUCAUUUCUCUCCUCUGAAGCUGAGAGUUUGGCUGAGCUUUCAACAUAGAUUUAAGGCAGAGGUACUCCUCAGAUGUUCAGCAUGUGGUCUGAACAUUCAGGACGAGGCAAAAAAUGUGACCAAAGAGACAAUGGGGGAAUGUGCCUACACUGCUGUUGGUUUGUUUAGCUGUGAUUGUCAUUUGCUGGAUAUAACUGUAAUGACACAUACAUAAAUAAACAGCUAAAUAUUUUCA
This is a messenger RNA of Oryzias latipes (Japanese medaka), 10360 nucleotides long. It is a transcript of the gene rp1l1a, whose product is annotated as rp1 like 1a. Gene Ontology annotation, biological process: retina development in camera-type eye; intracellular signal transduction; axoneme assembly. Gene Ontology annotation, cellular component: axoneme. The record is from RefSeq and is a predicted model, not a curated record. NCBI's taxonomy places the organism in Eukaryota, Metazoa, Chordata, Actinopteri, Beloniformes, Adrianichthyidae.